This is a messenger RNA of Trypanosoma rangeli, 510 nucleotides long. RefSeq names its product putative MAP protein kinase. Gene Ontology annotation, molecular function: protein kinase activity; ATP binding. The transcript has a single exon. Gene Ontology annotation, biological process: protein phosphorylation. The annotation marks the transcript as partial. NCBI's taxonomy places the organism in Eukaryota, Euglenozoa, Kinetoplastea, Trypanosomatida, Trypanosomatidae. The record is from RefSeq and is a predicted model, not a curated record.
UUGAAUGGUCUUAACUAUUUGCAUGGGCUUGGUAUUGUGCAUUGCGACGUGAAGCCACACAACAUGCUUUUGGGGAUGGAUGGUGUGUGCAAGCUUUCCGACUUUGGUUCCACCAUCUCCGAGGCAACUGACAUGGCACGGACGAUGGUGGACGAGGUGAUGCUGCGUGGCACGGCUCUCUACAUGGCUCCUGAGGUGGCGAGUGGGGGUCGUUGCACGCCUCAGUCAGACAUUUUUUCGCUGGGGAUUUCACUGCUAGAGAUGCUGCUUGGGCGUCUUCCGUGGAGGUGGAGCCGCACUGCGCCGGGGGGGAGCGAUGCGGCGUCACUGCAGGCUCUGUUUAACCGUGACCUCAUCUUUGUGCAGAGUCUUGCCCGUGGAUACCUGGAGCCCGAGAUUCCAGAUUUCCUCGACUUUGAGGUGGCUCAUUUUGUUCGUUCCUGCUGCCACCCCAACCCUGCCAUGCGACCGUCUGCUUUUGGCCUUCUUUCAUAUGCUUUUACUUUGUGA